UUUAAUCAAAGCCCCUGGGUUCUCAGUAGCCUCAAGAUGAAAAAUACAUUUAUUGGCUCCUGCUAUGGCCACUGGCCCGGAUACCUUACCUGCAUGUCAAAGCUGCUCUAGGUGACUUUCGUCUGUAAGGUGACUAAAGAUGACAUUUGGAACAAAAUUCAUCUAGGUGCAGAUAGUAGGCCCCAAAGUUUGGCAUCCUAGACACCUGGCCCCUAAAUUGGCCAGGUCACUGUUGAGGUUGAAUGGGCCAGUCUUGCAGCCUGAUGGUAGCUGCUAGUUUCCUAGAACACACUUAGUAGGUAAAGGUAUUGCCCUGAUUGGGUAUGCAGCACAGGCCCCGCUCCUAGACAGUCUUUAAAUAUUAACGUGUUAAAAGAAAUGACAAGCCUGUGUUUGGGCUAGAGACUGGGAUGUCCAGUUUCUAAGUAGGUUCCUUCGUUGUGAUAGCAACGAAAGGGUGCAUGAGUGAUGUUGAGAAACUCAAGAAGAGUUUUGUUCAGAAGUAUGCCCAGUGUCACAUCGUGGAAAAGGAUGGCAAGCACAAGACUGGGCUAAAACUCUGUGGUCUGUUUGGGCAGAAGACAGGUCAAGCUGCCGGAUUCUCUUACACAGAUGCCAAUAAGAACAAAGGCAUCACUUGGAGAGAGGAUACACUGAUGGAAGGAGUAUUUGGAGACUCCCAAAAAGUAUAUCCUGGAACAAAAAUUAUCUUCAUUGGCAUUAAGAGGAAGGGAGAAAGCACAGACUGGAUAGCUUAUCUCAAAAAAAGUAUAACAAGUAAUAGCUACUGCCUUAUUUAUUACAAAGCAGAAACAUUUCAUAGCUUUUUUAUCAAUUUAAUUGAUCUCAUAACAUCAGAAUUCAGAUCAUGA
Castor canadensis (American beaver) is the source of this 872-nucleotide messenger RNA. The record is from RefSeq and is a predicted model, not a curated record. NCBI's taxonomy places the organism in Eukaryota, Metazoa, Chordata, Mammalia, Rodentia, Castoridae.